This is a messenger RNA of Osmerus eperlanus (European smelt), 1856 nucleotides long. RefSeq names its product sesquipedalian-1-like. The transcript is spliced from 3 exons. Gene Ontology annotation, cellular component: early endosome; recycling endosome; trans-Golgi network. Bases 752 to 1555 code for a protein of 267 amino acids. The record is from RefSeq and is a predicted model, not a curated record. Lineage: Eukaryota; Metazoa; Chordata; Actinopteri; Osmeriformes; Osmeridae. Gene Ontology annotation, biological process: retrograde transport, endosome to Golgi; receptor recycling; endosome organization.
ACAACUUAUUUUAUGUACCGUAGUUAUGACCCAUCAAUGCGUCUGUGUUUUAUUUUGAUUAAUUUGGUGGGAAGAAACGGAAUAAUUGUAGUAUAAUGACUUUAUGGGUCAAUUCGGCUUUAUAAGUAGUUUUAACUAGCCAGUUCUAGAAAUACGGAAGCAGAAAUAGCUGUAGUAAAGAUAACAUUUCAGCAAUUACCGACACAAGACAGAGUUUAAUAGCUAGCCUACACACAGUGACAUAAAUAUUUUAGAUGUAUUUUUAUAAAUAUUCUCGAACGCAUCACAGGUUUAAAUUUCGCAUGUGUUUACAAACUGCACGUGAACAGAACAGGUUAACGCGCAGGUAGGCUGCGGGCUUUUCCGGGGAAUGACUCAGGGAAAGACCAUCUUUAUGAAUGUAGCGCUUAAAUCACGUCAAAAGUUAGCGUUAGCUAGCCAGGCAGUAGACUUGCAUUUAAAUUGCAAGUCGAAAAUCGAAUAUAUUUAAUCGUAUAAGAAUGUUAACAAAUAUGCUCGGCAUGUGUAGCCUAACGCUGUUGAACCUUGGGGAUUACAUUGGAUACAGCAGUUGAUCAGAGGGCAGUCAUGAAAGCCCCUUAGGGUAUGGUUUAUCAAAAAAGAAAAAAAGCGAGAUAAAUGAAAGAAUGAUCAAUUCGAUUUGAGAUUAUGGGUGUAUCAUUUCCUGUUUCCGUGUGGAGUCUUCCAUCCACUCCGAAGCCGUCAGCUGGCGCGGGGUUAUAAUGAUGAAAUGAAGAUUCAUGGAAAGAUCCUCACACAUUUCCAAACUUGUGACUCACCCGUUGAUAAAGAGGGAUACCUGUACAAGAAGGGGGAGAGGAACACGUCCUAUCAGAAGCGUUGGUUCGUGCUGAAGGGGAACCUGCUGUUCUACCAGGACAGGCCAGGUGACCGAAACCUUCUGGGGGUGAUCAUCCUGGAGGGAUGUGCUGUGCAGCUGUGUGAGUCUGAAGAGCAGUUUGCCUUCUCGCUGGUGUGGAGCGGACCGGGCCUGCGCACAUACAAGCUAGCAGCCGACAACCAGGACGCCCAGGAAGCCUGGAUCAAAGCCCUGCUGACGGCCAAUCACGAAUACCUGUCGCUGCUCGUCAUGGACCUGGAGAAACAGUACAGGGAGGCCAUGAAAGCGUUCCCUAACGACCCCAAAGUGCGCUCCUCCACACUGCCAGGGCCCACCUCAGUAAGACCAGCCCAGUCUGUGUUCUGGUCCUCAGCCACUCCCCCUCCGACACGACACCCUGGCCCAGUUGGCUGUAAAACCAACCAGAUGCUCCUAACUCCAGCCACUACCUCCAAACCAGCCAAUAGGAGGUCCCCCAAACUCUGGCCGAAGAGGAAUGCAAAUGUUGUACCCAUCAGUGGUCCCGCCCCUCCCCAGGGGGAGUGGGCUGUGAUUGAAUCAGGACUCAAGGAUGACUUCAGCAAAUUACACGAGGACUUUGGGAAGGAAGUGAGGGAGCUGAUUGCUGAUUGGUUGAGAAGGAGACAGGAUGAGGAGGUUGUUCAUGAGGAAAACUUAAUAGAUUUUGGUUGAGACAACAUUCUUUUUGGUUUUGAUUAACAGCAUGGAAACAGAUGAGUCUUGCCCAAUAUGUUUAACAAUAUGUAAUAAAUGAAUAAAUAUGUAAAAUGAGCCUGUACCAAAAACCAAAAUUAAUCAAAUAUAUGGAGAUGUGAUAAAUCCUUUUUAUUUUUUUUACUUUCUCCACCAGAUCUUUACGAGUCAUGAACUGUCUUGUAAGCACAGACAGAGCGAAGUGGUAUGACUUACGUUUGAGAAAUAAUAUUUGUUCGAAUGCUAAAAGAUAAUAUUAAACAAUGGCAAACGUACCAAA